Molecule: messenger RNA, 2007 nt
Organism: Coccinella septempunctata (seven-spotted ladybird)
Lineage: Eukaryota; Metazoa; Arthropoda; Insecta; Coleoptera; Coccinellidae
Exons: 2
Coding region: 1-2007 (668 amino acids)
Source: RefSeq, a predicted model, not a curated record
AUGUUAUAUCUUAAGAUUGAUAGAAUUCAGUUCUCACUUGUACCACAAAUCAGGGACAUACCAAUUAUCGAACUUCUAGCAACAGUAGAAACCUACAACACCAGCAGGAACAAUAACGAGUGCAACAUCAUAAGAGCCAAGGUAACCAACGUUAUCACAAACCACCUACAACAAUCGAAAUCCACAGGAUUACCCUACAUUACUCGAUUGGAAAAUUCAACAAAACGCUUUCUUAGAGAACACCCAGACAUCAUAGUCACUCAAUCAGACAAGGGUGGAGUUACCGUACUGAUGGAGAAAGAAAAAUACAUAAACCUAGCAAACCAACAACUCGGAGACCAAGAGUACUACCAGCAAAUUUCUAAAGAUCCUACGAGUACAAUCGAACAAAAAUUAAACAAGAAAGUCAGCGAGUUGAAACAAAAGAACUACAUCACCCCUGAAGAAGCAAAAGAGUUGAUGACCUACGACGGCUUAUGCCCGAAAUAUUAUGGCUUAGUCAAAAUUCACAAACCUGAGCUAUCCCUGAGACCAAUUAUUUCAUCGAUUGGCAGCCCAACAACCAGGAUAUCACAAUUCCUGAAAGAUAUUCUCUAUAGAGCAUACAAUUUCAACAAUACAUACUACAUUAAGGACUCAUUCGACUUCACACAGUCUAUUAACAAUUUCAAAGUACCACCAGGUUAUAGGAUUGUAAGCCUAGACGUCGUAUCACUUUUCACCAAUAUUACUAUCGAAACAACAAAAAAGGCCAUCGAAUAUAACUGGCAAAGAAUAGAACAACAGUGUCAAAUUCCAAAGAAAGAAUUUAUGGAGCUGAUCGAGUUGGUGUUUAGUUCAAUAUAUUUUGCAUUUGAUGGAAAAUUCUACAGGCAGUGCAUAGGUACACUAAUGGGCUCAAAGUUAUCACAAAUAAUAGCUGACUAUGUCAUAGAUGAACUUCUAGAUGAGUGUAUACCCCAGUUGACGUUCAUAAUACCUUUUUGCAAAAAAUACGUCGACGACCUCAUCCUCAUGAUACCCGAAGGAAAACAAGAUGAGAUCCUUAACGUUUUCAACAGUUUCCAUCCAAAGAUUCAAUUUACCAUUGAAGAAGAAUCCAAUAACUGUGUUCCAUUCUUGGACACAAAAGUGAUCAGAGAAGAUGAAACAAUUAAAACUGAUUGGCACAGAAAGACAACAGCUUCAGGCAGAUAUAUACAUUACAUCUCAUACCACCCGAUGAAAAUGAAGAUUAACCUUAUCCUAAACCUGAAGACCAGGAUCACAACGAUCUCACACCCGACAUACCUUGACAAAAACCUGAAGACCUUAGCAGAGUUGAUGAAACAGAAUGGUUACCCCAGAUCCUUGGUAAGAAGAUUAGUCUUCAACACCCCCAACCAUCACAUGCAUGAACAACAAAUGGAAAAUACAAAUAACGAGCGACCACCAAGAGAACCACCAAGAGAAGAAAAUCAAAACAGAAAAAAGAUAAUAAUACUACCCCAUAUAGAAGGAUUAACACACAAGAUAACAAAGCUAUUGAGCGACGACAAUACCUUCAUAGCAAAAUACAAUGUGAAAACAUCUAAAUACCUGUACAGUAAACUCAAAGAUACAACACCCAAAGAGAGAAGACCCAACGUUGUCUACAAGAUACCGUGCAACAAUUGUAGCGGAGUAUACAUCGGAGAAACGAAGAGAACGAUGAAUAAAAGGAUCACAUCACACAAGAGUGAUUCUAGAAGGAACAUCCAAGCCUGCGCACUAGCUCAACACGAAAACACGACUGGACACCACAUGAAAUUUUCGGACUUAGAGAUCCUAGAUACAGAAACUAACAGUUGGAAGAGAAAAUUUAUAGAGAUGAUCAGGAUAACCCAAGAACCUAACGCAAUCAACCACAAAAAAGACAUUGAUAACCUCAGCGCAAUUUAUGCGAACCUAGUCGAGAUAGACAAAAUGUCUAGAAACAGAAACCCCAUACAGAUAGAUACAGAUACAGAUACGGAUAGAAGACCCUAG